Messenger RNA from Adineta ricciae, 708 nucleotides. NCBI's taxonomy places the organism in Eukaryota, Metazoa, Rotifera, Eurotatoria, Adinetida, Adinetidae. The record is from the annotation of a GenBank genome assembly.
AUGUUCAUUCUAAUUCGUCAGAAAAACUCGCCGAUAUGUUUUUCGCUUAAACACCAUCCAUCUGAAAUUAACGAUGAUAAUGCUUCACCUGAAAUUUAUUGUCAAAUUUCUUCAAAUUCGUACUUUUACACGUCACUUCUUCGUGAACUUUCAUCUUCAGUCUACUUUGCGAACAUAUUCCACGAUCUUCUCUCACAUUCAAAGACGAAAUUCAAUCGACAACGUCUCAAAUCAGUCUUCGGUUUGAUUUCUCGUCGUGACAAUGUUAUUUAUCUCAAAGUUCAUGAUUAUAUCAACAACUAUGACGAAGCAAUCAAUCGCUACUGGGCAUCGAUACAGUUACAUGUUUUAGUCAAGCGCGUUCGUUAUGAGUCAUCAUGGGCAUGGUUAUCUACGCUAGGUGGUGGUCAUUCCUGUCUAGGUGAAGAAUCCGCUCGACAUGCUAAAGAAGCUGAAAUGAUAUCGAAGAAUCAAAUUGAUUUAUCUAGUGAAAUUGGUGAUCCGAACGCAUUAGUUAAAUCUUAUCUAUUUCUUUCAUUGAGCUAUUUACAGCAAAAACGCUUUGAUGAAGUUCAAACUAUACUUCGGUUUCAAUAUCGUCGUAUUCAGCAAAAGGAUAUCACCGAAGAUCGUCUACCAGUGAUGUGUAUUGCAUUAUGGAAGAAGAUGAAAUAUGCUUUGAAACGAGAGAAAAAACAAAAUUCCUAG